AUGGCUUCUCAGCAGCAGCAACAGCAACAGCAGCAGCAGCAGCAUCAUCAUCCUUACGCUGCAGCUCAGGUCGCUGAGAAGGUUAUGCGGAGAGUGGAAAUUGCAAAGGUUGCACGGAACCUUCAAGAUUGUCUAGCAUUUGCGAGCUUUAAAGCCCAGAACGGCUGGCAAGAUCGAACCCUUUCCACCAUUGAGCCCGAGGUCACAGAAAAGCUCAAGAGGAAACGACCAUUCCUGGAGGACGACGGCCCAUCCGAUGGCUCCUCCGGGACGGACGACGAAUAUGUCCCUACUCCCUCCAUCGCAAAGAACCGCUUCGCUCGUCCCUCGAAUGGAAAGUUCAAGGUUCCUGAGCCUCCUGGUGGCGCGAGAAAGAAAAGAGUCAGGUCAUCCUCCACGAACGGUCGUGAUAGGCAGUCUAGCAGCAUGACAUGGAAGCAAGACCACCGCCUCACACAGUCAUCUCCUGUCCUAGGAAGGUCACAUUCUUUUCAAGGGAAUAGGUUGUUUCACUCCGAUACCGCUGGAAUGCCACAAACUGCUCAAGACGACUCUCCCAUGUUCGAUGUCCGCUCUGACGACGAAGACCAUGACAUGCCAAUGCCCCCCUUUAGCGAUCAUCCAUCGAGCAGCAUUUUGUCAUCCUCACCGCCCCGGACUCCGCCACCUACCAAACGUCUACUGAAUGUCAAUGCUAAGCAAGCUGGAGCCGAUCUCCUUCUCUAUCUAGCCAACUCGCCGUCCCGCUCUCCGGCAAUCAACAUCCACCGGACGUCUAGUUCCUCCAAGGAACCUCCUUCUACCCCACCUUCGCAAAACUAUCAUCUUCCGUCCUCAGUCAUGACUACGCCGGGAACACAGUUGGGACUAUUCAAUGGUGCUCUCCAGACUCCAGGACAGAAUUUUAAUCUCGCCGAUUUUUGCAAUGUCACCCCAUCCCCAGCGCAGGCCCAAUGGGGCGGUCGAACACCAAAUGCGGCCAAGACGCCCAGUAGAUUCGCUCGCCGAAGCCUGAACUUUGAUUCCAUGCAACCUCCUUCUGGCAGCCCAACCUUACAGCGCAAGACGCCAACUACCAAAGGCCUAGCCCUGCAGCUUGGUGAAGAACUGAUCCCAAGAUCAUAG
This is a messenger RNA of Capronia coronata CBS 617.96, 1125 nucleotides long. RefSeq lists its product as uncharacterized. The record is from RefSeq and is a predicted model, not a curated record. The transcript is spliced from 2 exons. Lineage: Eukaryota; Fungi; Ascomycota; Eurotiomycetes; Chaetothyriales; Herpotrichiellaceae. The coding region runs from base 1 to 1125 and encodes 374 amino acids.